AGCAGCCAUCCAGAGAGUGAGAGACAGGGGGAGGGGGGGUGAGAGUGUGUAUGAGAGAGAGAGCAAGCCACUAUGAGAAGAUAAUAGUAAUGAGUGAGCCCUGGAGACAGGAGAGUCACGUUUACUCGGCAGAUGACAUUGAAGCUGAGGACACCUCCGCCACAUAAUGGCUUCAUUAUCAACCCAAUCUGGACCCUCUGCCCUCCACUUAAUGCCAGAAAUGAACUCAACUGAAUAUCCAUGCCCCCUUUCAGCAAAUAUUAGCACCAAGGUCACUGUGAAAUCCACAGGUUUAGCAAUGUCCUGCUUCACCAUGAUCUUCGGUGCCAUCUCCAACCUCGCCGCUCUUGGCAUCCUGGCCAAGUCCCACAUCCGAUUUCGCCGCCAAGCUAAGGCACCGUUUCUGCUGUUGGCCGGGGCACUGUUAUUGGCCGAUCUUGGAGGUCAUAUGAUCCCAGGCUCCUUUGCUAUGUAUCUACACAUGGAUCAUAGUCAGAGGCACAAAGCAAUGAUGAAGGCUGCGCAGCCCACCAAAGUAUUUUGCCAAAUCUUUGGGGCCAGCAUGGUGUUUUUUGGCCUGUGCCCUUUGUUGCUGGGCGGUGCUAUGGCAGUGGAGCGGUGUGUGGGCAUCACCCAGCCCUUGCUCCACACUGCCAUGAUCACAGUGACCCACAUCCGCCUGGCCGUGCUGCUUCUUUUCUCUCUUGCACUCCUGCUGGCGGUUUUGCCCUUGUUUAACGUUGGCACCUACACCACCCAGUAUCCCGGAACCUGGUGCUUCUUGCCAAUCCAUGGCCCGCGGACCGUGACGGACACCAACCUGGCUCUGGCCUUCUCCUGUCUUGGCCUCUUAGCACUCACACUCUCCCUGCUUUGUAACAUCUCAAGUGUCCUGGCAUUGGUACGAUCACGAGUGAGCUCCAAGAGUGUAAAGCCAACGUCUACCGCUCGCUGUAACCGCCGCACACCAUCCUUAGCCACUUCAUCUUCCUCCUCUUUUUGCUCACUGGAAGUAGAAAUGAUGGCACAAUUGGCAGUUAUCACUGUGGUUUCCUGUGUGUGUUGGAGUCCUUUUCUGUUCCACGUUGUUGUGUCAGUGACGCAGUUCUAUCAAAGCUCCGAUGCUUCAGUCCAUCAGUCAGGGAGGGGGAUUCUGCUGGGUUUGCGUAUGGCCUCCUGGAAUCAAAUCCUGGAUCCCUGGGUUUACAUCAUACUGAGGAGAGCAGUGUUGCACAGAGUUUUCCGUGCCCUCCAUACAAAGAGAUCUACCCUCAGGAAAAGCAGCUCAUGUGCAGACUCACGCAGGCAGGCUCUCAGCCUGCACUGAACAG
This is a messenger RNA of Lampris incognitus (smalleye Pacific opah), 1331 nucleotides long. RefSeq names its product prostaglandin E receptor 1c (subtype EP1) (gene ptger1c). Bases 167 to 1327 code for a protein of 386 amino acids. The record is from RefSeq and is a predicted model, not a curated record. Gene Ontology annotation, molecular function: thromboxane receptor activity; prostaglandin E receptor activity. Lineage: Eukaryota; Metazoa; Chordata; Actinopteri; Lampriformes; Lampridae. The transcript has 3 exons. Gene Ontology annotation, biological process: adenylate cyclase-activating G protein-coupled receptor signaling pathway; inflammatory response; positive regulation of cytosolic calcium ion concentration. Gene Ontology annotation, cellular component: plasma membrane.